Molecule: messenger RNA, 2579 nt
Organism: Bursaphelenchus okinawaensis
Lineage: Eukaryota; Metazoa; Nematoda; Chromadorea; Rhabditida; Aphelenchoididae
Source: the annotation of a GenBank genome assembly
AUGUACAAACUGAAUGUCAUAUCCAGAGCUUUAUAUGGUGGCAGAUUGUAUUCAGAAUCUGCGACACAAAGAAAGUUGCCGACCAAAAGAUUGCGCGAGAAGAUUUCAGUCUAUCUGAAAGUUUUGGGUUCUCCAACGAUAGAAAGUGUAAGUUAUGAUGUUAUAGUGGUAUGUAUUUGUAGAAGUUAAUUCCAUACAAAGAAAAUGUACGAAGGGCUACAGAACAAGUGGAAGAAGCUAAAAGAAAUAAUGAUUCUGAAGCUGUUAAACAAACGGUCGAUUUGCUUAAAAACGCAAAGGAACAACUUCAGAUAAAGGUACGGUAUUUUUUCAUUUUGUAAUUUCACUAUUAUAGUAUAUUUGAGUUGAAGUCUAACACCACAUACAGUAAAGCUUUUGGUGAAGUUGUAACUGUUUGUUGCAGGAAUACGAGUUGAUGCCAGAAAAUGGGUUCGUCGACCAAUUGUCGUUAUACGAUCUCUUAACUAAUAGAUUCUUCUUCGACCGGUCGUUUACUUCACAACCUGGACUAAUAGAUCUGGGCCCAGCUGCAGUUGCAAUUAAGAAUAACAUAGUAAACGAAUGGAGACGACAUUUCAUUAAGAGCGACAGAAUGCUUGAAGUCGAAUGCCCUUCUCUAACUCCGGCUGAGGUUCUAAAGUAAUAUUUUUAGAUGAUUCCAUUUUUUAUCGUUAAGAUUAUGUUUAUUUAUAAUAUUGCGUGUUUAAUGUUUGGAGAAGUAUUCAGAUUUGGAGUUUCAGAGCUUCUGGCCACGUUGACCGUUUUACUGAUUUUAUUGUCAAAGAUGUCAAGACCAACGACACUUACAGAGCUGACCAUUUGAUCAAAGAACACUUGGAGGCUUUGCUAAAGGUAUUUUUAAAUGUAGAACUUUAAAAAGUUAUAUAUAAAUAUAUAAUACCUUCAUCUUUUAUGUACUACUUGUGCUUUUAAUGAAAAUUAUGAUGUAACAUAUAAUAUAUUGUACAUUCUAAUGCAUUUACAGGACAAAAAGUUGUCUCGUGAAGGAAAAGAGAAGCUGGAAAAAAACUUGUCGCAGGUCGAAACUCUGAAUGCAGAUGAACUACAUAGUGUAAUUGAAGAGUUUGGACUAAAAUCAAAGAAUGGGAACGAACUGUCACGCCCAACUCCUCUGAAUUUGAUGUUCGCGGCACAACUAGGAGGUCAAGGUGAGAACACUGCUUAUCUGCGGCCAGAGACUUCACAGGGAAUCUUCUUGAACUUCAGAAAGCUUCUAGCUUACAAUGGGGUAAGUACUCAGUAAAACUUUAAAAUGGGUCAUACUAAUUUGGAGUACGGAAAGUAAUGUAGGCUUUAAGUGUGUGAUACUAAAGCUAUACUUACUAUUAUUGUUUCAGCAAAGACUUCCGCUUACUGUAGCCCAAGUAGGUACUGUAUUCAGAAACGAGGUCUCGCCCAAACACAACUUGUUCCGCCUUCGAGAGUUUACUUUGUGCGAGAUCGAACACUUCUACACGACUUCUGAUGACAUAAGAUUGAAGCUGGACAAGCUACUGGAUAUGGAGUUUACUUUAUGGUCAGCCGAAGAUCAAGAAGCUGAGAAGUCUUCUAGGAAUUACACGGUCAAAGGAGCUCUGGAGAACAACGUCAUUUCUAAUGUCAUAAUUGCCUAUUACAUGAUCAGAAGCGCCAUCUUCUUAACUAAAAUAGGAAUCGAUCCUCAGAGAUUAAGGUUCCGACAACACAGACGACAAGAAAUGGCACAUUAUGCUAAUGUAAGUUAAUUAUGACAUAUUUUAGUUGGCUGAAAACUGACGUAGAAGUUAGUGACUGUUGUAUUGUUAUACUUAUAUAGUAAACCUAUAGUAUAAAUACUGUUAUGUAUACAGUAACCAUACGAUAUCUUACAGGACUGUUGGGAUGCGGAAGCUUUGACUACAGUAGGAUGGGUGGAGCUAGCCGGCUUUUCUGAUCGUUCCAGUUAUGACUUGAAGUCGUUGUCGCAAGGAUUGAACAUUUACCUCAGUAUCAGCUCGGAAGAUCUAGAGUAUCCGAAGGUGGUAGAACCGUCGUUUGGAAUUGGCAGAAUCCUCCAAACAGUACUAGAACACUCCUUCAGACAGCGUAACCCGGAUUCAGAACCGAAGAACCCGUACUUUGCAUUCCCACUUACCGUAGCCCCGAUUCUGGCUUCUAUUUAUCCGAUUGUUCGCGACGACAAGUUCAACACGUACAUAACAGACAUAGAAGACCAGCUGAAGGAUGCAGAUAUCUCAUUUAAUGUCGUCGACACCAGGUAUUCAAUUGGUAAACGGUACAUUAAGGCUGACGAACUAGGAAUACCAUUCGGGAUUACUGUAGAUGACAAUACAGUAAACAAUGGCACCGUGACCAUAAGAGAAAUCACCACAAUGCAACAAAUUACAGUUCCGGUAAGAUUUUAGUUUUAUAUUUUGUUUGUAAAGUAUGCAUUAUAUUACUUUGGGCGCAACUUUUGCCUCAACAAAACUUGAAUCAACAUGCUUUAGGUAACAAAAGUUGGCCAAACUCUCUCAGAUCUCAUAAAAGGAAGAACGUCGUGGGACAGGCUUAAAUAA